ACAUAAUGAUGGCCCAGAAACAAAGCCCAAUUAAUUUUGGAUUGGUUUCGUAGAAAUGACACUACAUGGCAUUCUAUAGAACUGCUAUUUAAAAAUUAGUCGGAUAAAAUAAGUGUCGGUUAAUCUCUGAAUAUUAGCCAUAAAAUGGUUAUUAGCCAAAUUGAGCCUUAUGACAAUGAACCCAAAACAAGGGAACUGGAACUGGCCGGCAACAAUUUUUAGGAAGAGAAGAAACAAGUUACAGUUCUAAUUCCCAUUUCUGAGACUUGAAAGUCUACAGUCUUUUUUGUUUGUUUUUGAAUCUCUGAAAAGUUUGGAAAUGGAAUUGGAGAAGGGAGUGCAGAGAUGGGCAGUUGAUAUUUCUGAAUGGAACCCUUCUCCCCAUUACUUCUCUUUUGCUAUGUCUUUUCUUCCCCAGCAUGAGCACUCCUCCAUUACCAGGUUUUUUAAAAUGGAAGAUCGAAAACGGGCGCUUGUAAGCAGAUUGUUGCAGUAUGCACUGGUACAUCAAGUCUUGGGAAUCCCUUACAAUGAAAUUGUCAUCAGGCGAACUGCUGAGGGAAAACCGUACCUGGAAUGUGACAAACCGAACUUGGAGUUGCCAAAUUUUAACUUCAAUGCAUCACAUCAUGGUAAUUUUGUGGCUAUUGCUUCUGAACCAAUAUGCCUUGUGGGGUUGGAUGUUGUUGCUCAAACUAUUCCUGAGAAAGAAUCAGUUGAAGAUUUCAUUGAGAGUUUCUCAUCAUACUUCUCAGGACUGGAAUGGUUUAACAUAAUCAAUGCUGGAUCUUCUCAUCAGAUUUUAAGUGAGUUUUAUAGAUAUUGGAGUUUGAAGGAAGCAUUUGUCAAAGCCAUUGGUGAAGGCGUGGGUUACAAAUUGGACACUGUUGAAUUUCAUCACAAAAACUGGGAAAACAUAUUUGUGAAAGUUGAUGGUAAAGAACUGAAAGAUUGGAAAUUUUGGCUUCUUGAAUUGGGGAAAGAUCACGUGGCAUCGAUUGCUAGGGUUCACCCAAUGUUUGCUACUAGCAGUUACAAGAGAACGUUGAAGCGGACACAAUUUAAUAAUGAGGAAUACAAUAUGGGGCUUAAUCUUCCAAAUGCAAGCUUCAUUUUCCGAAAGGUUGAAGACCUUUUGCCCUCCAAUGAAGAAGGUAGAGUAGCACCAUGUUUAUCGCAAAAUUGUGCUUUGGUGAAGGAUUAAAAAGAGCUCAAAGAUAGCCAUUGAUCGAUACAUUGGGUGGUUAAUCAAUGGCAGACGGAGCUUUGGCUUAGUCACUAAACAUAAAUAUAUAUGAAAAUGGCCCAUAAAAUACAACAAAAACAACAACAAUAACCGAGUGUAAUCCGACUAGUGGGGUCUAGGGAGGGUAAAAUGUACGCAGACCUUACCGCUACCCGAAGAAGGUAGAGAGGUUGUUUCCGAAAGGCCUUCGUCCCAAAAAGUAUUUCACUAAAUACUCUCUCGUCCCAAUUUAUGUGGCACUAUUUACUUUUUAGUCAGUCCCACAAAGAAUGUCAUUUUUUAUUAUUUAGAAAUAAUUUAUCUUUAGAAUUCCUAUUUAGAUUCCGCCAUGACAAGUGGGACUUGGGUUUUCUGGUGAUUUUGGACUAGAGUUUGAUUCUGUGGCGGAGAAUUGCUAAAUUCGUUAUGCAAAAUUCGAAUUUAAAUGUUUUUUUUCUGUUUGACUAUUGUAUACUAUUGCACAAAAGAGGCGCUUGACAUAGACAUGAAUCAUAUUAGACUAGAACUAGGACUCGAUCCAUGUUGAAAGGUACAUGCUUUUACAAGCUGAACUUCAAGUAGCAAGACUUGUACCUUUUCAGUUGUGGGGUGUGUCUUUUAAUGAGGAUGCUAAUGCUGAAACAAGUAACGAAAAAUUUAGUCAAUAUAUCAUUUUUACAGCCGCUUCUGUAUUCUCUGUUUCCUAAUCUGCUUAUUGAUCACCCAUACUAGUGAAAGGAGUUUUGGUGUUUAAUUCUCUAUUAAUAUAAUUGGCUUGCUAGUUAUUCUUUUCAUCUCAAUAUUAAUGAUGCAUGCGAUUGUUGUACAUUAAUUCUUGUACCAUUUACAUCGAAUUUGGUGUUAAACAAUCAUACACGCAUACAAACUCGCAAAU
Messenger RNA from Nicotiana tabacum (common tobacco), 2120 nucleotides. RefSeq lists its product as uncharacterized. Gene Ontology annotation, cellular component: cytosol. Gene Ontology annotation, molecular function: holo-[acyl-carrier-protein] synthase activity; magnesium ion binding. NCBI's taxonomy places the organism in Eukaryota, Viridiplantae, Streptophyta, Magnoliopsida, Solanales, Solanaceae. The record is from RefSeq and is a predicted model, not a curated record.